This is a messenger RNA of Apodemus sylvaticus (European woodmouse), 4078 nucleotides long. RefSeq names its product NFE2 like bZIP transcription factor 3 (gene Nfe2l3). Gene Ontology annotation, biological process: regulation of transcription by RNA polymerase II. NCBI's taxonomy places the organism in Eukaryota, Metazoa, Chordata, Mammalia, Rodentia, Muridae. Gene Ontology annotation, cellular component: nucleus. The transcript is spliced from 4 exons. Gene Ontology annotation, molecular function: RNA polymerase II cis-regulatory region sequence-specific DNA binding; DNA-binding transcription factor activity, RNA polymerase II-specific. The record is from RefSeq and is a predicted model, not a curated record. The coding region runs from base 167 to 2140 and encodes 657 amino acids.
CGCCAGGCACUGUGUGGGAAGCCGAGGGCGCGCCUUUGUGCCUGGCUGGGGUGAGGCUGCAACGGCCCCUUGUACGCCCUGGUCCAUUGUCUUUCCGGCUGGUGCCACCGGGGCGGCUGUAGUGCCGGGCCGGGUGGACACAGGCAUCCCAGGCGCACCGUGGGAGAUGAAGCUCCCGAAGCCGUGGUGGGCGGGCGGCGGCCUCCUGCACCUCACGAUUUUGUUGAGCUUGGUGGGGCUCCCUGUGGACCUGGACUUCUGCCUGCCGCCGCCGGCCGCCUCACUUUGGGAAGAGCUGCUCCCACUCUGCCCCACUCGCCCCGCCUCGGCUUCUAGCCCCUUCUCGGCCUCGGAAGGCUGGGGACGCUCCCCCCUGUUACCGGCCAAAGGCCGGCUGCUGCACGAAGUGCGCGCGCUCGGAGUCCCCUUCAUUCCCCGCACCCGCGUGGACGCGUGGCUAGUGCACAGCGUGGCGACCGGGAACGCAGACGGGGCCCACGGGCUGCUCGGCACUGCCGCCUCGUCGGCCGUGGGAGACGGCGGCCAGGCAGCACCCGUGGGCGGCGGGGACCCCCGAGCGGCUCAUAGCAGCCCUCUGGCCGCCGAAGAGGAGGAGGAGAAGGCGGCAGAACCGACGGCGCAGGUGCCAGAUGCAGGCGGAUGCGGGAGCCAGGAGAAUGAGAUGCUAAGAGAAAAGAGUGAAGCUGUGGAUCACAGUUCCCAGCAGGAGGAAACUGAGGAAGGGGGGUCAGCCCAGGCAAAAUCACGGCAGCAGAGUAAGAAAGAAGAAAACAAAAUUGCAGGCGCAUGUAACUGGGAAGCCGAGACCGCUGAGGCUGGGAAUGAGAGCCAUCUACAUUGGUCAGAUACAUCUUUCUCUCUGGAAGAUUUAUUCCAAGUACUUUCAUCACAGCCUGAACAUUCUCUAGAGGGCAUCUCAGUGGAAGACAUUCCACCUUUUCUGAGCAGUGUCUGUGAAAGUGUGAAUUCUUCAACACAGAACAUAAAUUUGAGCCAAGCUAUAAGCCAUGAUGUCAAUCUUCAUGAAGCCAUGCUGUUGUGCUCCAACACCACCACCUUUAGAAGAGAUCCAUCAGCAAGGUCUACAGUGGCACAAGAACCAUUUCUGCAGUUAAAUUCUCAUACCAGCCCUGAGCAAGCCACUCGUGCAAUGUCUCUUCCACCUGUUGACAAUCAAAUGAGGAACCAAACAAGCCAAGAUCUCUAUGACCUGGAUUCAAAUAUGUUUGAUGGAAUAAGCCUAAUGUCAUUGGCCACAGGUUUCAGUCCACUAGAAGUUUCUCAACUUUUUGAAGAACCAGAUUCUGCUCUCUCAUUAAAUUCAAGUCACAAUAGCACCUCUCUUACCAACUCUAGUUCUUAUUGUAUUUAUAAUGGGACCAUAGGUUACAACAGUGACCUACAAUAUCUUUGUCAUGAUUUAGGAGCUAUAGGAGGCUGCUACCCAGAACCCCAUAAACAUAUGGACCAUAGGACUAUGGUUGGCUUUCAUGGGUCUCUUGAAUGUCAGCAAGUAUUUCAUGACCACACUUACCACUUACAGUCAGGUGUACCAGAUCCUACAUCUGAAUCUUUUACAUGGUCUGGAAAGUCACAGAAAAUCAGUGGGUGCCUUGAUAAUCCAGACAGAAACUUGAGCCGUGAUGAACAGCGUGCUAAAGCUCUGCACAUUCCCUUUUCUGUAGAUGAAAUUGUCCGCAUGCCUGUUGACUCUUUCAACAGCAUGUUAAGCAGACACUACCUGACAGACCUACAAAUUUCUCUCAUCCGUGAUAUCAGGCGAAGAGGAAAAAACAAAGUUGCUGCACAGAACUGCCGUAAACGGAAACUAGACAUCAUUUUAAAUCUAGAAGAUGAUAUAUGUAACUUGCAAGCAAAGAAAGAAGCCCUUAAAAAUGAGAAAACUCAAUGUAACAAAGCUAUUGACAUAAUGAGACAGAAGCUACAUGACCUUUACCGUGAUGUUUUUAAUAGGUUAAGAGAUGACCAAGGUAGGCCAGUCAAUCCAAGCAACUAUGCACUUCAGUACAGCCAUGAUGGAACUUUUUUGAUUGUGCCCAAAGAAAUGGUCUCAUCAGGCCACAAAAAGGAAGCCACAAAGAGAGAAGAAACUGAAUAGUUACAGUGAGCAGCAUCACAAACUGUUCAAACUACUUUAAGAUUUUAAAGGUACUGCUAUCAGUUAAUUCUGAUAAAUGUUAGGAAUCAAGAUUAUGCUUCUGUGAAGUUGGGAGAAUCCACAUUCCUGCAUGAUUCAUAAUGAUGUGAAGUACUCUCCAAAACUACAGCCACCUUGUGGUCACCUGUUUUGAGACUUUGACUCAAAAUUCAGUCUUUUCUGAAGGCUACAUUUUAAUAUUUAACGUGUGUAAAAAAUUUUGUAUUUGAACUUAAAAAAUUUUAUUCCAACAAGUCCAAAGAAUACUUGCCUUAUUCUUUAUAUAUUUAAAAAUCUACUCAGUUAACCGUUUUAACAAUAUGCAAGGUCCAUCAUUGACAAGCUUCAAACCCAAGUACCCACAUUAUUAAAAUGCAGUUACAGGUCACAGAGACCUACAUCCAUAUGAAAUUUACAGCAGCUGCACUAGCCUGUGAUGAUCUAUUUAAAAGACACACACCUGUACAUGAACCACUAGUAAUCUGUAAUAAAAUGGACCACUGUAACUAGUCACAUUUUUAUGAUAUUUGACCUGUCAUCAAUUUUAGGCAAGGUUUUUUGUUGCACUAACAUCCAAAUAACCUAUAAUCAAUGUCUUGUCCCAUGGUCACCCAUUGCUGUGAGUCCUAAAGGUUAUCAAUUGGACUGAAAUACCUGACAAAGGCCAUCAGCUUUGUUUUCUACAAUCAUACUGAAUAUGGGAUGUAUGAGCCAAUGCUCCAUACAUUCACAUCUAGUGCAUAAACCAUGUAAACACUAGCUGUCUCUAAACUUCGGAUCCCAUUAUAGAUCCACCUCAUGGUUGCUAGUAAAUGAACUCCUGGAAGACAAGUCAGUGCUCUUAACCAGCGCCAUCUCUACAUCCCCUAUAACCUUUAUAAACCCAAAGCAAGGAUGCUCCUAGCAUUGUGGAUGCCAGGUAAAAAACCGUUAAGUAUUACACUAAUUGGGGUGGAGAAUGACUGUUCACCAGCUGCUGUGAACCAGAACCUAACUUGAGUCUCAGCAUUUCACACACAUGGUACAAAUUUUCUUGAACAAGGGCUGUCUGGUGAAAACUUCCAUUUUGUCAAAGCGCUUGUAUUAUUUUUCUAUACACAAGACCAUUCAGACACUAGUUCAACCUUGACCUCCAUACUUAGAGCAGAUAGUGUGCCCUUUUAGGAAAGGGGAGAUUUAUCAUCCCAAAGUUCCACAGUAUUUUGCAUUAUGUAUAUAUACAUUAUGCUCAGUUGAGCACAAGGCAAUGUAGGUGGUGUCUGAUCUCUUUGCAAUACCCAUUUAUCAGUACUCUUGGGACAAUACCACUUGUCACAUGUAAGAUUGCUUCUGAGUUGGUAAAAGCUUUCAUAAUAGAAACCCUUGUUCCCGGUAAGUGCUCAACAGGUACCAGAAUGCAGACUGCUCAAGGUGGAAGGCAUGCCAUCCUUCCACCAUCAGUUUAGAACUACCACGAUUAACUGUUCCAAGAGGCCCAAAUUCAAGUUCCCAGCAAGUUAACUCAAUCCAGACAGAUCCAGGGUAUGUAAAAGCUGUGUGCAAUUUAUUCAGAUUAUAAAAGAUAAUCUUAAGACACCUCCAGUGAUCCCUCCUCCCUGAAUUUACUUUUAUAGCAUCAUAGUACCACACCUCUCCUGAGUCAUUGCAUUUUCCCUUUAUGGCACUGCCUCAAUUUCAUUGUUUUAGUGACUUUUUAAAAAACAAUAGUGAUGUAGACUUCAUUUUGCUCCAAAAACAAAUUAAGGGUUUAAUGGCGGCGGGUUAUGUGAACAAGACACUGUCACCAUGCAGCUUUGGGAUUGAGAGCAUGCACCAUAGCACACUACCUCUAUUCUUGAUAUAUUAGUUCACUAGAUGGUAAGAGCUCACAUUUUAUUAGCCAUUGACUUACCUGUAUAU